GGAGGGCGGGGACGGGGCGAGCGCGAGGAAAUCAAACGGGCCCGGCAUGAAUUAGGCAGUGGGGAGAGCUCCUUCCCGCUGCUUCCAUCCCUCCUUCUCCGUUCCCGCACGGCGGGAGCAGCGCCGCCCCGCGCGGAGCGGGUGCGUGCACACACCACACGCACACACACAACCCCCCCGCACACCACACGCACGCACACCGCCGAGCCCGGCGGGGCGGGCCGGGCCGGGCCGGGCUGGGUUGGGGCGGGGGGGGGGCCGUCAGAUGAAGAUGGCAAUGUCUGUGAUCCAAGCGUGCCGCAGCCUGGCUCUCUCAACAUGGCUGCUGUCCUUUUGUUUCGUGCAUCUGCUGUGCCUGGACUUCACCGUGGCCGAGAAGGAGGAGUGGUACACGGCCUUCGUCAACAUCACCUAUGCCGACCCGGCGGCCGGCAGCGCCGAGCUCCGCAGCGAGAAGAGCGAGUGCGGGCGCUACGGCGAGCAGUCGCCUAAGCAGGACGCCCGCGGGCAGGUGGCCCUCUCCGCCUCGCCCGCAGACCGCUACGCUUGUGACCCCGGCACCCGCUUUAACGCCCCGGCGCCGGGUAAGAGCUGGGUGGCCCUCAUCCCGCGGGGCAACUGCACCUACAAGGACAAGAUCCGCCACGCCGCCGCCCAGAACGCCUCUGCCGUGGUCAUCUACAACGUGGGCUCCAGCAAUGCCAACGAGACCAUCACCAUGCCCCAUGCAGGCCUAGAAGAUGUUGUAGCAAUAAUGAUUCCUGAACCCAAAGGAAAAGAGAUAGUUAGCCUCCUGGAGAGGAACAUUACUGUGAUGAUGUACAUAACCAUUGGGACACGCAACUUGCAGAAGUAUGUCAGCCGGACCUCUGUGGUGUUCGUCUCCAUCUCCUUCAUUGUGCUGAUGAUCAUCUCUCUGGCAUGGCUGGUCUUCUAUUACAUCCAGCGAUUCCGCUACGCAAAUGCCAGAGACAGAAAUCAGCGCCGGCUUGGAGAUGCUGCAAAGAAAGCAAUCAGCAAGCUGCAAGUCAGAACAAUCAGGAAAGGUGAUAAGGAAACUGAGCCAGACUUUGAUAACUGUGCUGUUUGUAUUGAAGGCUACAAGCCCAAUGAUGUUGUCAGAAUUUUGCCUUGCAGGCAUCUUUUCCACAAGUCCUGCGUAGACCCCUGGCUGCUAGACCAUCGUACCUGCCCGAUGUGUAAAAUGAAUAUUCUAAAAGCUCUAGGGAUCCCGCCAAAUGCAGAUUGCAUGGAUGAUAUACCUCCAGACUUGGAAGCAUCUAUAGGAGGACCACCAACCAACCAGAUAACGGGAGCCAGCGAUAUAACAGUGAACGAGAGCUCUGUAGCCCUGGAUCCCCCAGUGCGGACUGUGGGAGUACUACAGGUCAUCCAAGAUGUAGACUCCUUUCCCCAGGCUGGGGAGGGUAACUUCACAACAAGCAAUGAACAGGAGCCAGCAGUGAGCAGUGAUUCAGAUAUUUCAUUGAUUAUGGCAAUGGAGGUUGGACUGUCCGAUGUGGAGCUUUCCACUGAUCAAGACUGCGAAGAGGUGAAGUCUUGAAAAACAGAGAUCCAACACUAAACUACAGGGGAGGGUCACAGGGAGGGAGUGUGUCAGCUUUCUAGGAUUUGGACCAGUCAUGCACAUGCCUCCAGAGCACUGUCACUCCUGCACACUCCAUUCUGAGAUGGUCAUGAAAAGCAAUAGCAACAGUUGUGUCUGCCUGGAUGCAGUUUCAUCAUCUGCAUACGUUCAUUUUGUCCACACGGGAGAUGAGCGCUUUCAGUUUACCCACGUGCUUGAGAGCGGUCAUGUAACUCUUCAGUGGCUCAUAAAUAAGCAACUGAAAAGACAGCUUGAGUGUUUUCUACACUUGUUCGAUUGGGUUUUGUUUCUUUGUUUUGAAAAGACGUCCAUUUGUUACGUUUGUUUGGUUGGUUAUAGUUUGUUAUGGAUGGACACUCUGUUUUUAUUGACUGACCCCAGCUUUUUCAAGAGUUCAGUCCAGAAAUCUGAAUUCCCAUUCACUGGUCACUUCAUGAUCUGACUCCAGGAUUUAUCAUUGCCUUGUUUUUUCUGCAUGAAGUACACAUGGCUUCAGAAGGAUGGUGCACCAGCACCCUGCAUUAACGUGAAGUCUGCUUUCAUUAAGUGGGAGCCUUGGAAAUAGUAUAUGCUGAAGGCCUUUAUUUGUAGGAUAACUGCAAGUUAACAGAGAUUGUUGAUAUUUGGGUUAAAACUCCAUUGUAUUGGCUUUUAUGUAGAGGUCUGUUCUAGACAAGUAUACAGUGAGAAGGAGAGAAAAAAAAAGCUUAAAGCUUUACUCCAUCCUUGUAGUCCUUUGCUAUAUUUUAUGCCAUUAGCAGUUGUCACUACAGUAAUGGCCUUCCUACAGUUCAGUAGCUGGAAAAGAAGAUCUAGUAUAACAUCAUGUCUCUUCUUAAUUUUGCAGACUGACUGGUAGGCUAAAGGAGUGUCUGAGAGGUUUCCAGAGGCUGCUUGUUGACAGCUGUGCAUUAUGUGGAUGACAGUGUUCUUAGAAAGGGUCUGAAGAUGCUGAUAUCAGCAUCAGAAAUUGCUAAUGAAGCAGGAGGCAGCUGGUUGAAAUGUUUGCUUCCUGGUUUGUUUGUGGUUUUUUCUUGGUGUUUUUCACUUCUUACUUUUUAAAACUUGUUACCCAACACAGGAGUUCAAGUGGUUCCUUGCCCUCCAGGGUCCCUGUCAACACUGUGGCAAACAGAAUACUUGCAUUUUGCAUAUAGAUACAUGUACCAAAAAACAUUGGGUAAAGGGGAGGGAAUGUGAAAAUAAACAGAACUAACAUAAAUCAAAAUGCCUAAGUAAUAAUGGCCUGCAAUGAUUAUUUAGUUCAUCCUGAGCUCUGGUUUUCAUGGGAAAGCUUAUAUCAUUACUUGUUCAGUGUAUGAUUUCCUUUUUCAGUCAAAAUACUCAACUGUGAAGAAGCAUUUUUAGCUUACUGUUACACAAGAGUACACGGUUUCUGUUGACAGUCAGAUGAUUUGAAUCACAUUACUGCCUCCUGCGUCAAGUCCAUAGAAUCAACAAUUCAUCUUACAUUCAAUUUCAUGGCGAGGUCAAACAUUUUGACUUGAUGGUGCCAUGGCAGCAUCUCAAAAUGCAACUAUUAGGGUUCUUGCUGUGUUUAAUCUCCUUUUGGAUUUACUUGUUAAUCGUGGAGACCAACUUCCAGCCAAAAUUUGGUUUGUCAGAUCUUAUUCAGGAACAAAUAUGUUUAGAACUAUCCCUAAAAUUUUGGCUGACUUGCUUCUUUAGUACAGGAAGAAGGAAAAAUUAUACUCCAUCCUUUUCGGUCCAGUUAGAACUCAAUUCAUUUUAUAGCUUAAUUUUUUUUAUGUUCUUAGCCCCUGAAUUACAGGGUAACUUUGAGGCGAAGGAGCACAGCCUAAUCAUCCUUCAAAACCAUGAUCUGGAAACGUGCAGUUAGAUUUUUAUAAGCCAUUUGAAAGGACAUCUCUACUUAAUUAAGGAGAUGCUGGAAAUCUGCUUUGUUUAAAAAGACAGAGAUCAUUCCAAAGGGCGCAGCUAGGUCAGUUUUGCCAGUAUGUGUGGUUCUGUGAUCGUAUUUUCCUUAUUCUUUAAUGUCUCCUCUAUUCCUUGCUGCUAUGGGAAAGGUCCACAGCAUCAGGAGGACCAAUGCUGAGAUUCACCCCUACGCAAGAGAGUUUGCACAAGGUACUGCAUCAGCUCCACUUAGGCUCUGGAAAUAAUGCUGAAAUGGGAUUUAAGUGGUGCUUACAGCACCACUGGCCCUUCACAUAGGAAUGAAAUUCAUCUCGAAUGACGGCAGGGGAAAGAGUGAAGUUGGUUAUACACAGUCAGGUCUCCCAAGGGGAACUGCACACACUGGUACAAUUUCUUCUCUAGUGCUGGAGCCUGGGUGCUACAUGUCACAGGAACAUCACGAACACAAUGUCUGAGUUGUCAGUAAUCCUUUAGCAUCCACCCGCUGCAGCGCAGCACACAGACAAAAUACUCUUGGCUGCACUGCUUGAGUUUUAGAGAAGCUGUCACAAAGUCUUUGUUUUAUUUCACACUGAAGUUAAUUUCACAAUUAAUUAAGUUAAUCUCAAUAGAUAGAUUGACCUAUUAUCUGUUGCCAUAGCAGAUUCAUCCACGACACAGCAGAGCAGUGAGGUCUGUGGAAAAGCAAGACAGUAGAUGAAACUCCCAGCUGACACUCAACUGGGUCCUUUGCCCAGCAAAAUCAUUGGAGGGAGCUGUGCUCAAAGGGGCAUCACAUAGAUGGUAACUGAGAUCCUGCCCUUAUUUCUAGGAGUUGGGGAAGGAUUUCAGGGAGGGAUCACGCUGUGCAUGUUCUUUUCCUGAGUAUCCCAUACCAGGUGUGGUCCCUCAGGUUCCGCAGGUGGCCACUGGGAGGGUGCUAGGCUGAGCGAGACAUUUACACAUAUCACCAUAUUGUAGUCUUCCAGAAGAGGCACCCUAGCAAAUCCGAGUCAGGAGUCAAUCUGCUUUUGUUUUCCCUGUUCUACCUGUGGUUUCACUCAGGAAAUACGUUUUUCCAUCUCUGUCCUCAGGUGUUCUACAGCUCUGGGCACUGUUAAGCAGUAGCAAGUAGAAAGCCAGGUUACACAUCACUGAAGCCAGAAUUUAGGAAAGCACUUAAGUAAAUGAUUUAUUCUGUCCUUCAGAAAAGCACUUGCAGCUAAUUUUGGACUUGCACCAAAAUCAUGUUAUUUUCAACAGGUCUAGGAGAACAAUUAAUUCCCUCUGUCAAAUGGAAAUAUUUUUCUAAAGCAGAACCUGGCUGACAAUAUUCUUUGUAUAUAUAACCUCUGAAAUGCCUUGGAAGUUUGAGGUGCUUCAUAAUGACUAAGACCCCCAAGUGUAUGUUUGUAGCACAUAUGAAAGCCUUAAUUCUGCAGAUCUGCAUGCCCAUGUACUAUUUUGCUUACACGAAUCUCUGCACUAAGAUUUCCUCACAGGGUACAAUUAAACCUCCCGAUUUGCAGCUUUGAGCAAGAUGAGUCCCAUCCUGUGAGUUGUGCAAGUCCUCAGUACUGCUGCCUGCUAAGCUUGGACUCUGGAAUUAAAUACGUAGGGCUCAGAUGCCAGGGACAGAGCACUGCCUGUUCAGAAGGGAAAGCAGCCUUUAGCAUGCAGCCAGGAAAACACAAAAUCCUCUGGUGCCCUCUGAUGAACAAGUGUUCAUGCAUGUAGUUCUGCAGGCUCAUGCUGUGACUUACACCGGGGCAAAGGGGCACCUCCUGCACAGGGCUGGUGGCCAAAGUAGGGAUAGUGCAGCUCUCGAGAAAGGCAUUUUUGUCAUUAAGCUGAUCUUGUGUCUCUGAGCUUUUCCUGCCCUGUCGUCUGAGGCUUUUCUCUUUUCCAUGAACAAGUUGUAGGUGGGAGAAGCAUUCAUCUUAGCGAGGCUCAUCUCCACUCAUGCUAAAGUGGUUGCAGGGUGAAACUUGGGCAGAGGGAGACUGCCCUCUGGCUGUCCUUUGAUUUUCAUGGGUUUCACUGAACUGCUUUCCAAAGGCCUGUUCAAUAGGACACAAAAAGUUGUAUAGGAGAGUUUUGCACUCAUAAAUGACCUAAUGCGUGCAUGCAGAUGUGCAAGGUGCCAGUUCCACAUCCCCUCCCCAUGGCUGACUUGUUCUGGUGAGGAUUGAGAUCUGACACUUCCUGAGGGUUUGGGGUGUUUUUUUAUUUUCUUACUGCUUCAGAGCCUUAAAACCAGGAUCAGGUCAAUCACAGUGCUAUAGUUCAUUCUUUAAGCAUUCUGUAGAAUUAUAUUACCAUGAAUGCGUAUAAAAGUGUAUUGGUAAGACUAUACAAACCAUACUGUAGUGGAAACAGAAACAGCUGUCAUUUUUAUAUGACUUUUUAUAUGGGGGAGAUCGUGGCACUAAAGAAAAAGGCUUUCUAGAGGCAGUUUGGGAAAAAGUCCAUAUGAUACGAGCUCCCUCAGAUCUCACUGCUUCAGUGACCCCUAGAUCAGAUCCAGAGGAAGCCAUUGCAAGGAGAGCAGUGCUUAGUCUUACUGAAUGACUUGUUUGGGAUACAUUUUUACUUUGUUAUCUAAAUGAACCCAAGCACAGAGACAGAUCCAGCUCUGAAUUUGAUCUGUCUCAAAGAAUGUGCAUUGUGAUCCAGUUAUUUUCCUUGUCAAACCUGUUAACCCACCUUCUUUUUCCCCCUUGCUAAAGCAGAAGAAGUGCUUAUCCAGUUUGAAAAAUGUCUAUCUCAGAAGACCUUUGCAUAUGGAUAGGCUGCCCUGGUGGGUAUCUGCAGAUCACGUUUCUGUGUACGUUUACUCAUCAGUACGACACAGUUGCAGAUUAUCCAUAGAGUCUGUUUUAUUUGUUGUUCGUGUUAAACCUGCAGUUGUCAUUUAGAUUUUCCAGAGUUUUGCCUUACAAAAUUCUCCUUUGAAUGUACGCCACAGCCCUUUGAGUAGAUUCUGUGAUUAAAGGACGAAGAUCAGGGCACAAGUCUUUAAAUGUAGAUCUCUGGAUUGCAAGUCCAACUUCCCAGCUGGGAAUCUCCCAGGCUCUGUUUCCAAGAGUCUCAUUCCUUUGUGAUCUCUGUCCUUAGAAGAGCUCAUGACUAAGCGUAUAGUUUGUAAUAAGCAAGGAUAAGAAUUUAUAGGCUGUGCAAGCCAGGAAAACAAAUAGUCAUUUAUUGAUUUAUGUUUAUUAGCAAUAAUGGACUUUUUUAAACAUUUGUUGUUCUUGUGGAUCCCUGUUCUUGAGCCACUCUACUAGGAAUAGGGGCCAGGACACACUGACUCUCUAAGCAGAAGAGGGAGGGCUUGGAUUGCUGUUGGGAUGCACCCAUUUCCAGUUCCACAGGACUGAAAUGGUGGAGAAACCCAUCUGGUUCCUUCCCAGUCCCUCUCACAGAUGUCUGCUCUGGUGUGAGCCUUAGUUGCAGGGGAAGGAGACAGUGGGAUCAGACUAAUGCUGUGCUACUUUGUCUCUUGCAUUUUGUGCUGCCUGCAUCUCUUGUAGCAGGUUGGAUUGCUGUGGUUGAGCACAGGGGAGAGGAGCCAGCCUAACUUCAACUUAAUCACAGAUGGGCCAGGGGUGUUGGGCAGACUCAGGGCAGCUUAGCUUCUUCAUAACCAGGGCUGAUCAGGAUUGCUGCUUCACUGAAGAACACUGAGCGUUAAGUCAUUUUUCUGAUAGAUGCAAAACGCGUGGGUGUAUAUGGGGCAGCCAGCGCGACACAAACGAAUUGGCUUCAUUAACGCAAGCAGUGAAAAACAGUGACAUGAAAUACUGUCGGGGCAGGGAAAUGAGGGUGGAGGUGUUGUUUCACAGGCUUUUGUGAAUAGGGACGACUGAUCCAACGCAAGCGCUCCUUUGACUUUCCCAAGCUGUUACCUGAACUAAUUGAUAGUUUCGCAGUUGAAAGAGGAACGCCAGAUGGACUUUUUAGCCUGGAUUUGUUUGUGUGGCAGAUGGCAGCUGCCGGCUGGGACGGGGAGCGAGGGAGAAGGCAAGGCCACCCCCACCACACUGGACACCCGCUCAACUCCCUCCCUCUGCUUUGGCACUUAUUUCUCUAGGGAAAAAAAAGCCCUUCCAAGCAGGAGCUGUAUUUCAAAGGGAGAAAUAGAGAAGAAAAAUGAAUGAAAUAUGUUGUGGAUUUUGAAUGAAAAGCCAACAGAUGAAUUUUCCAUCUGAAAUUAAUCUUGUCUCAACUGUUUUAAUUGUGAGCCAGUGGAAGUUAUUUCUUUCUGGAGUGGAUGCAAAGAAAAAAAGGGAGAGAGAAAAAAAAAACAGAAAUAGCAUUUUCCCAUUUUUGUUCAUUUCUCAAAUCUUCAGUCCUGUGUAGCUUGAAAAACAAUAGCAAGAUCGAGAUGCUUGUUUGCUCUGAAUGUAUAUCUGAAUGUUAUUUCAGAUGUCAAAUACCUAAAUGUUUUGUAUGUGUACGUAAUACCGCCCUUCCUUCUUGUUUCAUGUUAGGAACCUGAAAUGACUCUACCAUUUUAUAAUUAGAAAUGUAAAGAGGGGACAGCGGGUGGGAGGGUCUGUUAUUUUUAUAGCAAGAUGUUCCUUGUAUUUAGUGAACAUUUAAAAUGGUUUUGUACUUGUCAAAAUAUACAUUCCAUCCAUUUCCAGAAGAGGAUCAUUUCUAUUGAGUAGUUUAUAAGCAAACCAAAAAACUGUGGUGUCCCAUUUGUACGUGGUUCAUGAACAGAGCAGAAGUAUCCUAGUUUUCAGUGAUGGCUCCAAAGCUUUUUCCAGCCAUGUCUCUUUUCACAUGCUGCAGAGCCAUACCAGCAAAUGCUGACGUUAAGAAAGAAAAAAAAAACCCCGAGUGAAAUAAAUACCAUAUGGAUCAGUGCACAGCUUAUCGAAAUCACUUCCAGCUUGGAGACAAUGGUCUGUCCCAGUGGAACAAGGUAAUCAGUCCCGCUCCGGAUGCAGGACUGUAUUUACUGCUUCUGCCCUGGCAGGCUGGGGGGUGACAGGGCUGUCACACUUGGCACCGUGGCCCCUCUGGCUGGGAGCCUGGUUCUGGCUGAAGCUGGUUUGCUGGUAAGGCAGUUGGUUCCUGCAGGCUGACCACGUUGUGGUUCUUCCGACUGUGGAAACAACCCUUCAUCUCCACGUUAAAAACCAGUUCCUUCCUCAGCCAGCUGCAUGUUGGUUUGCGCAACACCCAGCAAAGACCAUGGCAAAAUCACAGUGGCAUUUACAUAGCUCUUUCUCUCAUAGUCAGCUUCCUCCCCCCCCUCCCCGGCUACCUGUGACUUGCUGCCAAAACAGUGCAGUAGCAGUUUGUGAAGCGAGCCUUUUUUUCUAGCAUUACUUUCUGUACAGUAUUGCAAAUAGACUUUAAGUCUGUGCCGAUAUUUUAUAACGUCUACAUCUUCCCCUCCAAUGCACUUUAUCUCUCUUGAAAAAUGUGGGAGUCGGAGAGCUACCAUCUUAAAGGGAUUUGCCUGAAAUCAUGAGGCACACACUUUUUAUUUUGCUUCCUUCUUGCUUUGUUAUAUACUGUAAAUGCUGAAGAGCAUGGACAGUGACUCAGCUGGGGGAAGUACCAAAAUGUUGAGGGUAAUAUUCAGAAGCAUUAUUCAGUAGUACAACAUGGCUAUUUUUGUUAUAUAGAGGAUUAUAAUGUAAAUAUGUGAGACUGUGUUAUUAUGUACUAGUAAAAUAUUGCAACUCUCAAAGUUAAGAUGGUGAAUUCCAAGGAAUUUUAUUGCAAGUUUUUUAAUAAAACGAAUCUGAUUA
Molecule: messenger RNA, 9258 nt
Organism: Pezoporus occidentalis (night parrot)
Lineage: Eukaryota; Metazoa; Chordata; Aves; Psittaciformes; Psittacidae
Gene: RNF150
Product: ring finger protein 150
Exons: 7
Coding region: 266-1564 (432 amino acids)
Source: RefSeq, a predicted model, not a curated record